UAUAUGUGACUAUCCUCAGAAAAAAAAUAGCCCGAAACGCCUAUCCAGUAUCCAGUUGAAAUUCACGAAUGGAUUUCAAGUUUUAUCGAUUUUAUUCCCUAAAUUAAAGAUAUGACUGUGAUUUUGAUGAAAACUUCUCCGAUUAUUUACAGGACACGAUUGUUUACCGUCCUUAAGGGUUGCCACACAUUUUUUGGCACAUUUCUCGCUUGCAAAAAACAGCUACAGAGAGAAUUUUGUGCAGGUCAAAGGGUUAAAUUUGAUAGCAAAUACUUCUGCAGGAGAAGCCAUGUUGUUUCAUGGAACGCAAUAAUCACUAAGUAUGUUAAUGUUGGCCAAUUAGAAGAUGCACGUCAAGUGUUUGACAAAAUGCUGCAGCGAGAUGUGAUUUCGUGGACUGCUAUGAUUGCAGGCUAUGCCAAAAACGGGAGAAUGGAGGAGGCUUGCCAAAUGUUUGACAAAAUGCCUGAACGGGAUAUCGUAGUAUGGAAUGCAAUGCUUGCAGGAUAUGUUCAGAAUGGGAGACUAGAUGAUGCACAUGUACUCUUUAGAAGGAUGCCUAAGAAAAAUGCAAGCUCAUGGACUACAAUGAUUACAGGAUGUUUCGGGAAUGGUAGAGUUGACGAUGCGCGCCAACUGUUUGACAAAAUGACACAAAGAGAUGUUGUCUCGUGGACUGCAAUGGUUACAGGUUAUGUACAGAACGGAAGAUUAGAAGAAGCACGCCAAGUGUUUGACAAAAUGCCUCAACGAAAUGUGGUCUCCUGGACUGCAAUGAUUGCAGGAUAUGCUCAAAACGGACAGUUUGAAGCAUUGAAACUGUUUUCUGAAAUGCGACGAUCAGGUGUGAAACCAAACGAGUCGACUUUUAGUGCUGUUCUGAAUGUAUGUGCAAGGCUGGCGGCUAUGGAAUUUGGUAAGGAGAUUCACGCUCACAUUGCCAAAACUGGGUAUGAAUCGAAUGUCUUUGUGGGGAAUGCGCUAACUAAUAUGUAUGCUAUGUGUUGCAGCAAUGAUGCAGAGACAGUGUUUGAUCAAAUGCCUGAACGGGAUAUCGUUUCAUGCAAUGCAAUGAUUGCAUUUUACUUUAAGAGCAGGAGAAUAGAUGAUGCAAGUCUGUUGUUUGACAGAUUGAAAGAACCAGAUGUGUUCUCGUGGACUACGAUGAUUUCGGGAUAUACCCAAAAUGGUUAUUAUGAAGAGGCAUUGAAACUCUUUAUUGAAAUGCAGCUUAGUGAAACGAAACCUAACGAGUCCACUCUCACAAGCAUUCUCAGUGCAUGCGCCAGCAUAGUUGCAUUGGGACAAGGCCAGAAGGUGCAUUCGCAUAUCAUCAAGAGAGAGUUUCAACAUAAUCUCUGUGUAGGGAAUUCUCUUAUUACUAUGUAUGCAAAAUGUGGAAGCGUAGAUGGUGCAAGCCAAAUAUUUAAACAAAUGAAUGAAAAAGAUGUUGUUUCAUGGACUGCGAUUAUUUCAGGAUAUGCUCAACACGGUUGUAGCAUGGAGGCAAUUCAUCUUUUUGAGCAAAUGCAGUUAUGUGGGAUGAAGCCUAAUGAGAUAACUUUCAUCGGUGUUUUGACUGCAUGUAGCCACACUGGUCUUGUAGAUGAAGGCCUUCGCUACUUUGAUUCUAUGUCUCACGAUCAUUCCAUAACACCAACAGUGGAUCAUUAUUCCUGCAUGGUUGACCUUCUUGGUCGCUCUGGACAACUUACCAAGGCCGAGGAAUUCAUUAGCAAGAUGCCAUAUGAACCUGACACUGUUGUGUGGAAUGCCUUGCUUGCUGGUUGCAGAAUCCAUGGCAAUAUAGAGAUAGGCAAACGUGUAGCAGAUCUCCUUAUUGAGUUGGAGCCACAAAACAUGACGCCCUAUGUAAUGUUGGCAAAUAUUUAUGCUGCAAAUUCUCAAUGGGAAGAUGCAUCAAGACUAAAAAGAAUGAUGGAAGAUACUGGAGCUAAAAAGAAUCCUGGAUGUAGUUGGAUUGAGGUCAAGAAUAGUGUUCAUACAUUUGUUGCAGGAGACAGGUCUCACCCAGAAACAGAAAGGUUAUAUGCAGCAUUAGAUAGUUUGUUUGCACAGAUGAAGGCAGCAGGUUAUGUUCCUAACACAAACUUUGUGCUGCAUGUUGGGGAUGAUGAGCAAUAGAACAUGAUUUUUGACAUUGCAGUUUGAAGUCAAACAAGUCUUUUAUCAAGUUUUCUGGUUGCCUUUUUGUUGCCCAAAACGCUAAAUACUUUGAAGCUCUCAAUGGUAGGCAUUUAUUUGGAGAUUACAGCUGAUGACUUGAACUAGUGUCCUUGAUUGCCAUUCAAGCACAAUUGCUUUGUUCCUAAGCAAUUUGUUGAUGAAAUUCUUACUUUUGCUGGGCUGCGGUCCAAAGAAAAGUCGUAGAGGACUUAAUGAGUUUUUCACCACCCGGCUCCACUAGACAGCACCACUUCCCGAGUACUCAUGACAGAGGAGGAAAUUCUCUUCCUUUUCAUUUGCACAGCUUAGGUUGUCACUGCAGCCCGUUGGUAUUGGGAUAUAGUUGGUAACAAAUCCUUAAUUUCUUGGGGCAACGCCGAAUUCAAUUGGUAAGCACAAGUUAAGGUUCCGGAUUCUUUUUAUGUAGGUUUAAGGUUGGCGUUUCGUCAAGUUUACCCAAUGACAGUGGCUAUUGGGCUGUUGCUGUCAUCUUGUGGUUUAUAAGGGGAGAGCUCGCCUUGUCAAGAGCAUUGAGAGUUCUGAUAAAAAGGGUCUGAGCUCAAAGCCGGUGGCCUCCCUCAUCUUGAUUUCCAUAGUUUAAAAAAAAGAUCUUUGUUGGGAAUGUGAAGUCUGACAGUCACAUGACCAUUUCUUUCCACUUCUUCCUGUCUCUUCAUAUUCGAAGAGUUAGACAUUUGUAUAUAAGAAUGAGUGCAGAUCAUGUAUUGUGUAUCUGAUGUCGAUUAAUAGAAGUUAUCCCUGCUUGAGAGUGGACAUAGCCUUUAUGGUGAACCACUAUAAAUCUUAUGUCUCGUGUUCUUAUGUUAUUUUCUUUUUUCUGUCUCGUGUCCUUAUGUUAUUUUCUUUUUUCUGUUUGUGUUGUUUAUAUGUUUUCCUCCACUCGUUUUAAAUUAACAGUCUUAUGGACUCCCUUCUUCUGCCAUCUACAUAAACAAGACACCCAAAAACAGACUCAAACUGAACUGAUUAAUGCACAACAACCAUAAAAUGUCCCUCGACUAGAAGGCAACAGCAUCCACUGCCAUAGAGCUUCUUGCUAAGCUCACAACGCUCUUGCAAUGCACGUUAGGGGUUAU
Messenger RNA from Cryptomeria japonica (Japanese cedar), 3284 nucleotides. RefSeq names its product pentatricopeptide repeat-containing protein At4g02750-like. Gene Ontology annotation, biological process: RNA modification. The transcript has a single exon. Bases 112 to 2145 code for a protein of 677 amino acids. Gene Ontology annotation, molecular function: protein binding; RNA binding. Lineage: Eukaryota; Viridiplantae; Streptophyta; Pinopsida; Cupressales; Cupressaceae. The record is from RefSeq and is a predicted model, not a curated record.